AUGAUCCUAGACUACAAGCCGCUUAACGGGUGCCUGCCCCAUGAAUUAGAGACGAUUCUAAGACUGCAACCGGUGGAAGACCGCGCGGCCCUGGUCUACACUGCAAUCAAGCCAAAGAAAAAAGAGUCCACCUCGUCGCAAGUAGCUGCCAUUGCGGGAGCUGCUAGUGUGGCAAAAAACAAGUCACCGCGGAACAACUAUCACAGCGGGGGCCACCGGGAGGAGGUCGAGAAAGUCCGGUAUAAGUUCAAGCAAUUCGAUAUGGAAGUGCCAGAAUCGAAAUUGACAAAAUCGAAACAUUUCCGAUGCAUAAUAUCGAUACCAGUUGGAGUUGUUGGCGCCUCAGUUUCCAAGUGGCGCAUGACAAAUUUCGAGAGCACCAAUAAAGUCCAGUCUGUCACGCUGUUUGGACAAAGAAAAAGACUGCUCCUGUCGUGCUAUUCAUCUGGCAGCUCGUUGCAUCCCCCUAAACAGGGUUGCAACCGGUCUCAUUUGCCUACUCCCCAACACAGGCCUUACCUGCCCUACAUUUUAUGUAUUGCAAAUUUUUCGAUUUUGCCGAUUUCGAUUCUGACACAUCCAUAUUCGAUGUGGAAUCGCAGGAAAAGUGGUAUUUCCUGGCCGACGAUACGACGGAGCAGGAAAAUUUUUGUUUCGCGGAAGAAAUGUUCCCAGAAAGCGACGACGAUGAGGGUUCAACAUCCCAGUCGUCUUCUUCUGGCGCUGCGUCAAGUAGUGACGGUGAGGAAAGAACUUUUUCGACGACGUCGAAGACCACCGGCAUGUCUAGAAAAAUCGCGCAGCAGCGGCGGAAAAUCGAAAGACUGAACCGCAAAAUCGAAAAGAAGAGAAAGGCCAUGAUCGAGCGCCCCAUGGGCCCGACGCACGAUAUGCCCCACAUAUGGAAGGCAAAUAUGUCUGGGUCUGGGAGAUUCUGAGACUUGUCAUGCACGUUUUGCGUGACCCAUGAGGUCUGUGAUGCAUGCCGUAGCACCACGGGUUUCUUGAGGGAUUCUUGAUGCCUAUUCCCCAUGACAAACGCCCUCUCCGCGUAGUAAAAAUGAGAAUCCUUUUGCUGCUCAUGCAACACAAAUUUUUUAGACAUCCAAAUGCAGCAUCACAAGAUGCAUUCUUUUUCUUCCAGACUGAGACACUUUUGCAUUUGAUACCACAAGAAUUUUGACAACGAGGAAUUUUCCGCCCAGGGCCUGCAGUGGAACAAGUGUGGGCUGGACAGGGGCUCAACUUUGAACACAAUGCUAGAAGAUUUCACAGAGGUGAAAUUUCUCACCGCGGUUGCGAGUGCAAAGUCCACCUCGAGUGACAGCAAGCACAAACUGUGCGGCAGCACGUUGCUGCCCCGACGCCUUGCGUUUGAUCUGUUCCUCUUGCAGUUAUGGCCCAACUACGAUAUUCCCGUGCAAUACGUUUUGAACGCAAUCGGCGAGCCGGUGCUUAUUUCGGUGAAAUUAGGCCGGGAGUGGAUUCGGAUCGUGGAUAUCAAUCUGCAAGUGAUCAACGAUAUCAAAUGCAAAUAUCCCACCUGGAUGUCUGGAAGAAUGCAACUUGUGAUGCUGAAUUUGGAUUCUACAAAAAUCUGUACGGCGUGAACAGCAAAAGAGGUCCAGUUUUUGCCACUGUGAGAGGGCAUUUCAUAUGGGGUAUAGGCAUCAGGAAGCCCUCACAAAAUCUGUGAUGCUAGAGCAUGCGUCACAGACUUCAGGAGUCAUGCUCUUUUGGCUGCAUAUAAGAAAAAAAAGUCCACCUAUUUCAAGGGGCCGCACCCCGCUUUUUAUGCCCGGCCCCGUUCCUGGCACACAGCGUGCUCCACGAGGCGGGCGCAUAGACGGGCUCUUAGAUCCGGCGACACUCAUGUGGACAUACUAAAGCUACAUGAUGACAAACAAAAAAUCCAUCUUACAGCUACCGCUUCGCUUUGCAAGCACCGCAAUCGAGGUAGUGCUGACCUGUUUUGUACCGUAAUACGCAAAUGUCUGACAAUUCAAAAAAACAAAACUAUUUCAUCUUCUCGUCGCCAUCAUAAGUACCUUAAGGUUCCGCACACCUCUAUCUCUAGUUUCUUGUUGAUUACUUCUCGCUCGUUCGGUCGCGCAUGUGCGGUGCAGCCCGCUCAGAGUUUUUUGUUUUUCAUGCGACUCUGCAGCCCUCACGCAUAAAUGUUUGCAUGUUUCAAGUCCUUGGACUUUCAUGGGCUCACGCACAUCCGAGAUCGGGGGGUGGGAGGGGGUCUCCAAGCAAGAAAAAAAAUCCCCCCGAGUGGGAAUCGGGAAUAAUAAAGUGCAAAGUGUGCAUGACAAACCUUGCAUCCUUCCAGACCCAGACAUUUUUGCAAGUGAUCAACGAUUUCCGGGAAAUGCAGCAGCUGAUCCAAAGCCGGUGCUACAAUCUAUGGGACUUUCAAACGUUACAUUCUCAACUGUUACAUGAUUUGUCAUGCAAAACGAGCAUCAACAUCCACAAGGUGAAGCUGCUUCGCAUGACAAAUUUUGCAAAGGCUAAAUAGCACCUAAAUCUGUGCGGAAUUUGUAAUGCUACAGGUGCAACCUCCCUGCUUUGACUUUUGCCGUUCUUGCAUCACGAAUCCGUGUAACAGUUGAGAAUGUAACAGCUGAGAACGCCAUACAACCCGCGGGCGGGGCGGUACGAGACUGCGGAAGAAGAGGAGGACGUGCAAAACGCUGUUCCUGUUGACGGUGACACCGACCAGACAAAAUCUUCAAAAACGCAGUCCGAGGAUGUUGAUGCAGGAAAAAAUGCCGUCGCAGUGGUCGCAGCGGGACAAGGCAGCCCAAGUAAGAACAAAG
Amoebophrya sp. A120 is the source of this 2825-nucleotide messenger RNA. The record is from the annotation of a GenBank genome assembly. NCBI's taxonomy places the organism in Eukaryota, Dinophyceae, Syndiniales, Amoebophryaceae.